AUGGAGCUCGUUGCUUUGGUCUCGUUGUCCUUAUUAUUGGGCGCUCUGGUGAUUUUGGUCGCUUUUGCCGUGGGGAAACGGAAAGCAGAACUACGAGACGAAGCCGGGCGGACGAACAAUUGUGCUGCUGAAGGCAUCGCGUUGAAGGGACCAGCGGCAAAGAAACCCAAGCAGGUGAAGCAGCAGCGCGGCCGUAAAGACAAAUCAUCACAACACAUCUUCAACCAUCCUCUAUUGGCCUCCUCGCUCAAGGGCCACAGUGGAAAUGUGACAUGCCUGGAUUUCAGUAGCAACGGAAAGUACUUGGCGUCGUGUGCUGACGACCGCACCGUGAGAAUAUGGAGUACUAAAGACUUCCUCGACCGAGAGCACAAGUGUCUGAGGGCCAACGUGGAGCUGGACCAUGCUACGCUGGUGCGCUUCAGCCCAGACUCCAGGGCAUUUAUCACCUGGCUCGCUUAUGGUGACACGAUCCGCGUCUUCAAAAUGAGCAAAAAGCAAGAAGGCAGCAUGAACUUCAAAGCGGUCUCCGAUGACUUCCCCAUUAAACACAAGGGCAGCAUCCUCAACAUCGGCAUUGCGGAGACUGGCAAGUUCAUCAUGAGCGCCUCCAUUGACACCAACAUUAACAUUUGGAACCUGAAAGGCGACAUACUGGCAUCUAUUAACACUAACCAGAUGACCAAUUCUUACGCUGCCAUCUCGCCAUGUGGCAGGUUUGUGGCAUCCUGCGGCUUCACGCCUGACGUCAAGGUGUGGGAGGUGUGCUUCGCAAAGACGGGCGAGUUUAAGGAGGUGAUGCGAGCCUUUGAGCUGAAAGGCCACUCUGCCGGAGUGCACGCAUUUGCCUUCUCCAAUGACUCUCACAGAAUGGUGACAGUGUCCAAAGACGGCACGUGGAAGUUGUGGAACACAAACGUCGAGUAUAAAAAGCAGCAAGACCCAUACCUGCUCAAGACUGUCCGCUGCGCGUCAUCCGACGGCAGCCUGGCGGCGCUGUCGCCCGACGGUCGGGUGGUUGCCAUCAGCGACGGCUGCGACGUGGCCAUGUACGACGCUUCCAGCGGCGAGCUGGAGGAGCAGCUGCUCGGCGUGCACAGCUUCAACAUCACGGACCUCCGCUUCGAUGUCACCGGGCGCUUUUUGGCGUGCAGUGGUGACAAGGCCAUCCGAGUAUUCCACAACGCCCCCGGCUACCGGGCGGCCAUCAGGGACAUGCAGGAUAUGCUGAAGAAGGCGCAGAAUCAAGGCAUGAAGCAGAGGCUGCAGCAGCAGAUCAGCGACGCGCAGAGUGCCCUUGAUGCCGCCCUGGCCACUCCCGUCCAAUAAGCAUGCCUGAACUCAGUUUGAUUGCCUUUCCAUGGAGUUUUAAUUAAAAAAAAUAUUUUUAUGCCAAACUGUA
Hippocampus comes (tiger tail seahorse) is the source of this 1402-nucleotide messenger RNA. RefSeq names its product transducin beta like 2 (gene tbl2). The transcript has 7 exons. Gene Ontology annotation, cellular component: endoplasmic reticulum. Lineage: Eukaryota; Metazoa; Chordata; Actinopteri; Syngnathiformes; Syngnathidae. Bases 1 to 1329 code for a protein of 442 amino acids. Gene Ontology annotation, biological process: endoplasmic reticulum unfolded protein response. Gene Ontology annotation, molecular function: protein binding. The record is from RefSeq and is a predicted model, not a curated record.